UGCAAUGCAAUGUAAGUGUGUGAAGCAGUGAUUUGUCAUUUCACUCAAUGUUUGAUACAUUAAUUGCAUUUAAACUAUACUUUAAUUGCAAUCAAUUAGUAUUAGUAUUAGUGUAUAGACUGUGGCACCCAUUGCUUCAUUGUGUGCUAUAAUGGGCUUAAAUGUGAGUUCAUUAAACAAUUUGAAGCAAAACCAAUAUCUGACAAAAUUGGUGUCCAAUGAACACAUGUCAACUGAUCCGUCAAAUCAUGACUACUGGGAUCAGUUGCUGUCCUUUGCUUUCGACAAUUUGCCACAAAUCUGUAAUGACCAAAAGUUUGUCGACGAAAACAUAAGUCCAUUGCUUUCGAGUUUAGUUGAAAACAACUUGAGUUCACAUAAUAUCGGAUCAAUUGUUCGCAUCGUUAUCGACAAGACAUCCAAAUUGAAAGAAGGGAAGAGCGAAGAGCAGAGUUAUAAUCUGAUUGUAUGGCAAACAUAUAACUCGCUCUUCAUCCUGCGGUCGGCCGCCAAGUAUUUGAUCGAAACGCUCACUGAAGACAAUAUCAUUCGUCACUUCACCGCCAAAGUGGACACGAAUGAGAAAAAAACCGAAGAGUCGGGUCUUGUAAUGAUUGAACAGCUGUUGAUUACAUUGAUUGAAAUUUUAGUCGAUAUUCCUUUGAGUGAUAUGACAUAUAACCUGCACUUGGAGGCCAUCAAUGGUCUACUGGUGCUGUUGUCGACUCAGAUGUAUUCCGCCCGACCGGCCAACAAGUCGUCGAUCUAUCGACUAGUGAUGCAAAAGAAGUGUGCGAUUCAUGCCUUACUGCUAACCAAAAGCCUUUUAACCAAUUUUGUGAGUCAAAGACCUGCACCUGAACUACAGGGCGGCAGUAUUAUACUGGGUCUGGCGUCUGGACUCUGGAAUGUCCUGACACUGGGAUAUGCAGCCAAAGGCGUCGAAAGCGAUAAACCGCCGCUUCUUUCGCGACAAAGUCUUCUUCUGCUUCUGGUUCUGACGAAUCACUGCACGACUGACUCGAAUCCAUAUCGAGAAGCACUCUUUGGUUGUUGUGAUUCGCAAAUGGAUUCACAAAUAGCUGCCGACCAGACGGUCACCGGAUUUAAGAUAGAGUUCGCUUCACUCUAUAAAACUCUUUGCAUUACUCUUAAUGACGAUCAGACCACUCUUUUGCUUUAUAUGCUUCUCCAUCGCAACCAUUACUUCAAGUCAUUCGUCUUGAGUCGAGCCCUAGAUUUGGAUCAGUUUGUGAUUCCUAUAUUGAAAAUACUGUACACCUCUCCUGAUCGCAACUCCCAUCACAUUUAUAUGGCAUUAAUUAUUCUUCUAGUUCUCAGUGAAGAUAAUCUGUUCAAUGAAUCCGUUCACGAUAUCACAUUGAAGAAUAUUGUGUGGUAUGCAGACAGACAACUGACGGAAAUAUCUUUGGGCGGACUUAUUAUUCUUGUGAUAAUCAGAACAAUUCAAUACAAUAUGUCGAGAGCGCGGGAUCGGUUCCUUCACACCAACCUCUGCGCCACUUUAGCCAAUAUGUCCAAUCACUUCAAACGACUCAACCCUUAUGUCUGCCAAAGACUGGUCUCUUUGUUUGAGAAGUUGUCAAAAAAGUUUAACCGAAUAUUAAAAGAGGUGAAAACCAAUGAAACCAAAACUAAUGGCAUCGACCAGUCGGAUGUGAGCUCCGAUUGUGAGACGAGUUCAGUGGCACCCGAUUUACAGCAAGAUUUGUCUAUUUUCGAAGAAGUAUUGCGAAUGAUUUUGGAGAUUAUCAAUGCAUGUCUGGCCGCACAGUUGACUAAUAAUCCAAAUUUAGUGUACACUCUAUUAUACAAGCGACAAGUUCUGGAGCCCUUUCAGUCACAUCCGUGCUUUCAGGACAUUGUUAUGAACAUUGAGACGGUUCUCACAUACUUCUCGAACCGAAUUGAAGCCAUCGAUCGAAACCUAUCCGUUUCGGAAGUCUAUGAAAUCAUACAACAGUCGUCUCUUCAGUGGCCUUCCGAUAGGCUUAAGAAAUUCCCUGAAUUGCGGUUCCGUUAUGUGGAGGACGAACAGCCCGAAGAGUUCUUCAUUCCUUACAUCUGGUCUCUUGUGUUUCGGUCGUCACAUAUUCACUGGAAUUCGCAGAAUAUUCUGCUUUUCAAUCCAAACAGAAAUAACUAAUUUAUAUUCAAUUAUUAUAAUAAGAGUAAUAUAUUUAAAAGGAUGGAAAGGGUUGUCAAUAUUGUUUGGAAUUUGACUUUUUAUAAACUAUUUAUUUUUAACUAUUAUUACGAAUAUUAAAAAUUUAAAUUUAUUAAAUUCCACGUUUUACGAU
Molecule: messenger RNA, 2321 nt
Organism: Oppiella nova
Lineage: Eukaryota; Metazoa; Arthropoda; Arachnida; Sarcoptiformes; Oppiidae
Source: the annotation of a GenBank genome assembly